GAGCGUAUCUCUCCCACACUCCGUUUCACCCACCUCUCCCAUUGGGCGGGAUCGCGCUCUCCCCUCUUCUCCAUUUCCCGUCCCUUCUCAUCAUCACCCACAUUCAAUUAAUUAAUUAAUUAAUUAAUUAAUUAAUUAAUCAAUCAAUCAAUCAAUUUAAUUAAUUAAUUAAUUAAUUAAUCCCUUCUCUCUCUCUCUCUCUCUCUCUCUCUCUCUCUCCUCAACCACCGAUGGCGCCUCCUCCGACGCGGCUCGAGUUCGACGCCGCGGUGCUCAGCGGCGCCCCCACCAUCCCCGGCGAGUUCGUGUGGCCCGACGACGACAAGCCAGCGCCCGGCGCGGCGGCGGAGCUCGCCGUCCCCGUCGUCGACCUCGGCCUCGCCCUCCGCGGCGGCGCCGGCGCCGGGGACGAGGAGCUGGUGCGCGGGGCGUGCGAGCGCCACGGGUUCUUCCACGUGGCGAACCACGGGGUCGACCCCGAGCUCGUCGCGGAGGCGCACCGCUGCGCCGAGGGCUUCUUCGCGAAGCCGCUCGCGGAGAAGCUGCGCGCGCGCCGCGCCCCCGGCGAGAGCUGCGGCUACGCGAGCAGCUUCACCGGCCGCUUCCGCGAGAAGCUCCCCUGGAAGGAGACGCUCUCGUUCCGGUACUCCGCCGCCCCAUCCUCGUCGUCGUCCCCAUCGUCGUCGUCGUCGCGCGCCAAUGGUGUUCUCGAUUACUUCGUCGACACGCUAGGGGAGGAGCAUCGCCACCACGGGAUGGUGUACCAUGCCUACUGCGAAGCGAUGAGCCGGCUCUCUUUAGACAUCAUGGAGUUAUUGGGUCUGAGCCUGGGCGUGGGUCGCGACUGCUUUCGAAGCUACUUUCAGGGCAACGACUCCAUAAUGCGGCUGAACUACUAUCCGCGGUGCCAGCGGCCGGAGCUGACGCUCGGCACUGGCCCGCAUUGCGACCCCACAUCCCUCACCAUCCUCCACCAGGACGAUGUUGGCGGUCUCCAAGUCUUGGCCGACGGUCAGUGGCUCUCUGUUCGGCCCAGCACCGACGCCUUCAUCGUCAACAUCGGCGACACGUUCAUGGCUUUGUCGAACGGGCGGUACAAGAGUUGCCUCCAUCGGGCAGUCGUAAACAGCGAGACGGUGCGGAAGUCCUUAGCCUUCUUCCUUUGCCCGGGGCCCGACAAGGUUGUGCGGCCGCCGCCGGCCCUCGUCGCCCCCGGGGAGCAGAGGGCAUAUCCGGAUUUCACGUGGCCGACGUUGCUCGAGUUCACACAAAAGCAUUACAGGGCCGAUAUGAGGACACUCGACGCCUUCUCGGCGUGGAUGCUGAACAAUGAAGGCAAUGCCGUGAAGUGAGGAUAUGAACAAUUAUAGUACAAAGAGAAGGAAAAGGGCUUCCCAACUGUCUCAACUUUAGCGUAAUUUGAGAUCACCGUUGGACUUUGAAAACAACAAAAAAUUAUCCAAACAAUAUGUUUCCAGCUCUUUCAUCGUAAAAUCAUAUUGUGCAGAAAAUUUGUGUUAGUUUCAAAGUUCAAAUGAUGAUCACAAAUUACAAGGAAGUCGGGACUGAUCUGAAAUAUUUACAAUUACUAGACAAAAUUUUGUACAAUGUUCCUUCAAUUUUGUUUGUUCUUUAAUUUCUUCAUUUUUCUUUCUCAACAAAAAAAGAAGAAAUUUCUUCAUUUUUGUUUCUUAUUUUAUUUAGUUAAAAACAGUAACUAAUAAGAAGGGAGGAAAUAAAAGGACAGAGAGGAACUAAUAAUAAAGGAAGAAGGGGCCAAAAAAAAAACAAGAA
This is a messenger RNA of Ananas comosus (pineapple), 1794 nucleotides long. RefSeq names its product gibberellin 20 oxidase 1-D-like. Bases 231 to 1352 code for a protein of 373 amino acids. The record is from RefSeq and is a predicted model, not a curated record. Gene Ontology annotation, molecular function: gibberellin 20-oxidase activity. The transcript is spliced from 3 exons. Gene Ontology annotation, biological process: response to light stimulus; gibberellin biosynthetic process; flower development. NCBI's taxonomy places the organism in Eukaryota, Viridiplantae, Streptophyta, Magnoliopsida, Poales, Bromeliaceae.